AUGCUGCUUGAGAUAUCUUCAGACUUUGAUUCCCAUGACAAGAAAGGCAACACACCGUUGGUCUAUGCUGCAGCUUAUGGUUGUUUAGAGUCAGUCAUGAUUCUUCUAAGAGCCGGAGCAAACCCAUUGAAAGAUCAGCAUCUUAGUCUCUUGCACCAUGCUCUGAUGUGGGAACAAUGGAAUGUGAUAAUUGAGGUGUUUGAAUACUUUCGUGUGUAUGGGGAUUAUUCUCAUGAAUUUCUGCAAGGUGAACUAAACCAUCUCAUCACCAGCCCUUGGGGUUCGAGAAAAUCUCAGCCUGAACGACUCAAAACUCUGCUCAAGCUGGGGGCAGACAAACACGUCAAAAUAAACGAAGCAGGCCCCAGAGAAAAAUGGACGUUACUUCACGCAUCGUAUAAUAAGGCAUCUGCAACUGCCUUAUUUGAAGCAGGAUUCGAGCAUGUUGAUCAUCUUGAUUCUAAAGGCUUUACACCACUUAUGAGGUUUAUCCGGACGCGUGAGUAUGGUGUAGCCGAGGAAAUUCUGACCCAGGGCUGCAAUGUUAAUCUUCGAAAUGCCCAAGGAAAGUCGGCAUUACACACGGCAUAUAACAACUUGGGAUAUUGUUCGCCAUAUGAGGCUUGGGAUCCAUUCCAAACAUCCAUUGACUUUGCAUUCAUUGCGAAGCUACUUCAAAACAAUGCGGAAAUUUGGAACCCCGACACUUAUCGCUGUGCCUGCUCUCCAGGUGGCUGCCCGCCAUUUCUUCAACUCCCACGGGCUCAGGUCAUUGAUUAUUCCGCAAACUUCAAUGAAUCAGCCUACAUAUGGGUGCUGGAGUGGAUUUUGAUGGUAGAAGAGCUUCGAGGGGAAGCCGAUGCCCACCAGAUAUUGCAGUAUUUCAACCGCGUACGGGAGUUCGAUUUGGCGGGAAUGACCCACGUUUGCUGCAGAAACAUACACACGCAACGACUGAAAAGUUUUUCUAACAAAGAAUAUCUUGAUGGAGAAGAAAUUGACAGAAUCCUUGAAGAGGAAAAAGGCCAUGCUUCCGACCUUGAUGAGAAGAUGAAACAGAACAUUGCAAACCAAGAUCAAGAUUCAGUCAAGGAGAACUGGCUCGGUAUCCUUGUUGAUUUUUAUAUCCCUGACAAAAUAACCGUGCAAAAGCAUUUCUAUUUGCCUGGCGAAACAACUAUGCAAGUGAGUCCUUUGAUGUAA
Messenger RNA from Penicillium odoratum, 1203 nucleotides. Its product is annotated as ankyrin repeat domain-containing protein. NCBI's taxonomy places the organism in Eukaryota, Fungi, Ascomycota, Eurotiomycetes, Eurotiales, Aspergillaceae. The transcript has a single exon. The record is from RefSeq and is a predicted model, not a curated record. The coding region runs from base 1 to 1203 and encodes 400 amino acids. Gene Ontology annotation, molecular function: protein binding.